UUCUAACCUAUUUUAUAUGACGCUACGUUUCAACAGUGCGAAAUUUAGCAUUGUAUUGUAUUAAGUUUGUAAAUUGAUCCGAUUUAAGGGAAUUCAUCGGUACCUUGCUAAACUAGACCUUUCAAAGCCAUCAAGAUGCUUCCGUUAUCAUUACUGCGAACCGCUCAAAACCAUCCAAUGCUCGUAGAACUUAAAAAUGGUGAGACCUACAACGGGCAUCUGGUUUCUUGCGAUAAUUGGAUGAAUAUCAACUUGAGAGAAGUAAUUUGCACAUCACGAGACGGCGACAAGUUUUGGAGAAUGCCCGAGUGCUAUAUACGCGGUUCUACUAUCAAAUACUUACGUAUUCCUGAUGAAGUUAUUGAUAUGGUCAAGGAAGAGACACAAGUGAAGUCCCGCGGGCUGCGCGAGGUGUCGAAGGGUCGCGGCGGGCUGCGCGCGGCGCGCGGGGGGGGCGCGCGCGGGCCCUUCGGCGCGCGCCGCCCCGCGCCGCCCGCCCGCGCCGCGCCGCCCGCCCAGCAGACACGACCCAUGAAGAAGAAGUAGACGUCACCUAAUUCUCUACGUUUCUCCACAACGGAAGAGGGCUUUAACCGUGAAAAUCCAAGCUCGUAAAUUGCGGGGCAUCUUUCUAUGCCUAGUGGCUUAGAAAGAUGCCCGCAAUCAGGCGGGUCCACACAUAAGGCAAGAAUGCCUCGACCGAAGCAUACGUAAACUGGCGUUUUGUGAGCGAGAAAAUGUCUCGCGCGUAUGCUCGCUCUGUGUGGACCCAUUUUGAAUUUCGGUUUUCGCGGUAGGCUCCGAUUAGCUCUUUGGGAUCAUCCAUUAAUUACGUUACACGUUUAGGGAGAGGGAGGGGGUCAUGAAAAUGUGAGAUGUGACAAUGAGGGAGGAGAGACCGACAAACUUUGAGACGUCACUUUAUUUUCAUUUGUAAUCUAAAAUUGUUUAUUUUUAAUUCACUUUACAAGAAAAUAACUACUUUUUGCAAAGAUAAUCAUUGUAAUUUUUAUACCUAAUCGAUUUGAUGUUAUAAGUUUUCUAAUAUUGCUUAAAAUAUUUUUUAUUAUAAUAAUAAUACCUAAUUAGACCGUUAUACUGUUCACUUUACUACAAUAGUCCCAAUGCCUGUUGCGACCGGUUCAUGGGUGUCUAUUGUUGCGCCCGUGAACGGAUUCCAGCAGGCGUUCUACAUGACAUUAAAGCUCUCCAAGAGGCCUCUACGUGUUGGAUCUAUAUCCCCACGCAAGCCUAUCAAAAGACCGGGAUUUAUAGGCCCGUGAAAUCCAAGGAGAUACCUAAUUAGAUUGCUAAUUCCGUUGAAAACAAAAUUGCCAAAUAUGUGACGUCACAAGGGGAGGGGUUUGCCAAAUGACCAGGUGUGACAAGCAGCAGCCAGGUGUGACAAGGGCAAAGGAUAAAAAAAUCUUGAUAUUCGUGUAACGUAAUUUAUGAAUAGCCUAUUUAGACCUAGCUGAAAUAUCCAAUGCAACACAAUGCAGUGCAAUGCUCCAAUACGUAACCGUAAUGACUAAAUACAGAAUAAGUUACGAAAUAUUGUGAUCCUCAACUUGUAACUGUUACGGUUACUUGCCCCAUACCACUAACCCGAGGUUAACUGGUUAAACCUGGUUUUACCCCGGGUUAGUGGGAUGGUGCAAGUAACCCUAAGUCGACUAACUGCAUGGCAUUUGCAAUAACAAAGUCUAAUAAUGUCAAAAUGUUAUGAAAAUGACAUUAAUGAUGGCACUGUUUCACUUUGUUCUGUCGGACACAAUGCAAAGUUAGCAUGGACUAUAAAUGUGACGUCGUUCGACUGACUAUAGUGUAUAAUUUAAUUAUUAAUAUAAGGUUUUUGAUUAU
This is a messenger RNA of Cydia pomonella (codling moth), 1863 nucleotides long. Its product is annotated as U6 snRNA-associated Sm-like protein LSm4. Gene Ontology annotation, molecular function: U6 snRNA binding. The record is from RefSeq and is a predicted model, not a curated record. Gene Ontology annotation, biological process: nuclear-transcribed mRNA catabolic process; P-body assembly; mRNA splicing, via spliceosome. The transcript has 2 exons. NCBI's taxonomy places the organism in Eukaryota, Metazoa, Arthropoda, Insecta, Lepidoptera, Tortricidae. Gene Ontology annotation, cellular component: spliceosomal tri-snRNP complex; U6 snRNP; P-body. Bases 136 to 546 code for a protein of 136 amino acids.